This is a messenger RNA of Sphaeramia orbicularis (orbiculate cardinalfish), 2373 nucleotides long. It is a transcript of the gene ywhag1, whose product is annotated as 3-monooxygenase/tryptophan 5-monooxygenase activation protein, gamma polypeptide 1. NCBI's taxonomy places the organism in Eukaryota, Metazoa, Chordata, Actinopteri, Kurtiformes, Apogonidae. The transcript is spliced from 2 exons. The coding region runs from base 147 to 890 and encodes 247 amino acids. The record is from RefSeq and is a predicted model, not a curated record.
AGGGGGAGGGGUGUCCCGUCGGCAGCCACAGACAGCAGGCAGCAGCUGCAGCGAGAGCACCGGCACCGCUUCUCCGCAUUCACACGUCCAGACCCACCGAUUCCAGGCCCAGACGCACCGGACGCAGCGCACGACCCGCCGUGACCAUGGUAGACCGCGAACAACUGGUGCAGAAAGCCCGGCUGGCCGAGCAGGCGGAGCGGUACGACGACAUGGCAGCUGCCAUGAAAUCGGUCACAGAACUGAAUGAAGCACUAUCCAACGAGGAGAGGAACCUGCUCUCUGUGGCCUAUAAGAACGUGGUGGGGGCGCGGCGUUCAUCCUGGCGCGUCAUCUCCAGCAUCGAGCAGAAGACGUCAGCUGAUGGCAACGAGAAGAAGAUCGAGAUGGUCCGGGCCUACCGGGAAAAGAUCGAGAAGGAGCUGGAGGCCGUUUGCCAGGACGUGCUCAACCUCCUCGACAACUUCCUGAUCAAGAACUGCAACGAAACGCAGCACGAGAGCAAAGUGUUCUACCUGAAGAUGAAGGGCGACUACUACCGCUACCUGGCCGAGGUGGCCACGGGUGAGAAGAGAGCCGCGGUGGUGGAGUCGUCCGAGAAGUCCUACAACGAGGCCCACGAGAUCAGCAAGGAGCACAUGCAGCCCACCCACCCCAUCCGCCUGGGCCUGGCUCUCAACUACUCCGUCUUCUAUUACGAGAUCCAGAACGCCCCUGAGCAGGCGUGCCACCUGGCCAAGACCGCCUUCGACGACGCCAUCGCCGAGCUGGACACCCUCAAUGAGGACUCCUACAAAGACUCCACUCUGAUCAUGCAGCUGCUACGAGACAACUUGACGCUGUGGACGAGCGACCAGCAGGAUGAUGAGGGAGGAGAGGGCAACAACUAGAGUCCAAAACCUCAUUCUCUGCCAAAACUACACAACACGCGCGCUCACAAAUGAUGACAAAAUAAUAAGAAUAGUAAAAAAAAGACAAAAAAAAAACAACAAAAAAAAAUGUUCUUAGAAAUUUUAAAAAAGGGGGGGGGCCGGUGGAUCUUCGGCUGAACGUUUAGCUAGCCGAUGGUACUAACGCGGCUGCUGUUCUUUAUUUUUCCACAAAUUAAACGUGAAAAAAGCAGGAGGGAAUUUAGUUUGAGAUUAAAAAAACAAACAAACCUAACAUUAAAGAAUGAAACCCCCUCCUCGAUAGCCUCUGCAGCAUUUGCCAAAAUACCACUUAGAUGCAAGAGGUAUGUCAUUCAUCUCAGUGUGACUAUUGGUGACGAUACCUUCACACUGGCAGAGACUGGUCUUAUCGCGCAAAUGAAGCCGAGCUGUCUUAUUGUAUUCGACGAGGGGGGCGGAGCAUUCGGAAAUCCAGUUUGACGCUUGAGCAACAAGAAAAUUAGAGUAACCUUGAAUGUCGUGGCCUCGAGGACAGACCGGGUGAGAGCGGAGGGGUUUUACCGAGAUGGAGGCGGGGUUUUAGAGGCGUCACACUUCAUCGUGUAACUUCAAAAACCGACGUGGCAUCUUUAGUCGCACCACACUACGACCGUCGAGUGAACAGCAGGUUGUCUCUGUUAUUGAAGAUAACAUAAAAAUGUUUUUGUUUGCUUUGUGUCAGGUAUGUGUCCAGCUCAGUCACACAGUCAUACUGUAACUAAAAUACCAAUUCAUGAAGUAAACUUAGUGCAGCUUGUCCCUCUCAUGUGCUGAUGUGCUUUAUUAAAUAAAUUAACUGUUUUUGGACACCUAAUUCUUAUUGUCAGUAUUGUCGUUACUAUAACAACUUAUAUUGGCUCCUGUUUGUAGAGAAUGAUUUGAUUCACACAAAUAGAGAAGUGACACUAAUGGGGAAGCUCUAAAAACAUGGUGAUUAUUAUAAUAAUAAUAAUAAUGAUACUAAUAAUUAGACGACAGCUGAGUCCACCCUAACUGCUGAGUGAUCUUCAUAACAAUCAGAACCACAGACUCGAUUGGUGAACUCGGCAGAAGCACAUGUUCAGUGGAAGACUUAAAAACGCAGAUUUGAGGUUUGUGGAUUUACUUUGUCUUCAGUUUCUUAUUGGUCAAGAGAUGCACUUGCCUAUUAAACUGUUUCUUCAGUGUAAGAUGAUAACUGCUCCAAUAUUCUCCAUAAUACAAUAUUGUGCAUGCUGGUGAUGUAUUUAUACAGUAGCUUCAAUUUAUUAACUUAUACUGUAGAUGUUAUGUAUUCAUAUGAACAUGGAAUUAAUAGACCUUAAUUGGAUUCUUUUCUAUUUAUUUCUUUUUAUUGCGAUUGUUAGCUAAACCUUAUUUUAAUCUGUGUUUUCUUUACUCCAUUUGCUGACGUACGCUAUACCAAAACAGUGAUUGUUAACAAUAAAUUGAUCUGUUACAGACA